Messenger RNA from Miniopterus natalensis, 986 nucleotides. RefSeq names its product transmembrane 4 L six family member 18 (gene TM4SF18). Gene Ontology annotation, cellular component: membrane. The record is from RefSeq and is a predicted model, not a curated record. Lineage: Eukaryota; Metazoa; Chordata; Mammalia; Chiroptera; Miniopteridae.
AAAGCACGACUGUGGCUGCAGUCCUGCCUGCGUCCUGGGCUCCUCACGAAUACUAACUAAAGGGCGCUGCCCCAGAAAGUGGCUCUGAACAGGGUAGAAUGGGGUCUCGGAAGUGUGGAGGCUGCCUCAGUGGUCUGCUGAUUCUGCUUGCACUUUGGAGUAUAAUUGUGAAUAUACUAUUGUAUUUCCCAAACGGGCAAACUUCCUAUGCAUCCAGCAGUAAGCUCACCAACUACGUGUGGUAUUUUGAAGGAAUCUGUUUCUCAGGUAUCAUGAUGCUUAUAGUCGCAGCAGCCUUUCUUGUCCUGGACAGUGACAACAACUACAAAUGUUGCCAGAGUGAAAACUGCAGCAAAAAAUACAUGACGCUGCUGUCCAUGAUCUUUUCUGCUCUUGGGAUCGCUUUCUCUGGAUACUGCCUGGCCAUGUCAGCAGUGGGCCUUGUCCAAGGCCCAUACUGCCGCACCCCCGAUGGCUGGGAAUACGCCUUUGAAGGCACUGCAGGACGUUUCCUUACAGAUCCCAGCGUCUGGAUGCGGUGCCUUGAACCUGCGCAGGCAGUGCAGUGGAACAUCAUUUUGUUUUCCAUUCUCAUCGCACUCAGUGGGCUUCAGGUGAUCGUCUGCCUCAUCAGAGUAGUCAUUCAGUUGUCCAAGAUACUGUGUGGAACCUAUUCAGUCAUUAUCCAGCCUGGAAUCAUUUGAAUACGGACAAGAAUGUUUUCCAUUAUCACGUGACGGUCACCUGUCUCAGUCUUUUAUUUAAGCUUGAGGACAAUAUUCAGAUGACUACUUGGUGCUUAUUGUAGUCAUUUGUGAAAUUUACAGCCCUCACUAAAGUGCAAAUUAUGCCACACUUUCAUUUAGAAUUUUUUUCUAAGCCAUGUGUGUCAAGACCUUUAAUAAUAUUUAUACCCUUUGAUCAAACAAGUCCAUUUCUAAUAAUCUAUACUAUGUAAAUAAACAAGAAUAAAAGAUAAAACUUUA